GGUUAAGAUGCAUCUUAAUUGAGGUUAAAAGGAUCUAUUCUUUCACGUUUGUUGAUAUUUUUGAAUUUAUGUACCUAUUUUGUGAUAAUUUAGAAUGAGGUUCUCAUACAAGUUCAGCAACCUGCUGGGGAGAGCUUAUACAAGAGGCAAUCUCGUAUUCACACCUGAUGGAAACUCGCUGAUUAGUCUGGUAUCGAAUAAAAUCAAAAUUUAUGAUGUGAGAAAUUAUAAAGUGGUCACUUUACCAAUAGAGAGCAGAUUCAAUUAUGUUUGUAUGGAUUUAAGUCCCAAUGGUUGUACCUUGAUAGCUAUCAAUGAAGAAGGUGAAGCUCAUAUGAUAAGUUUAAUCUCAUUGACAGUUGUUCAUAGCUAUCGUUUCAAAGGAAAAGUUAGGUGUGUGAAGUUUAGUCCAGAUGGAAAACAUUUCGCUGUAUGCAAAGAAAACAAUGUUUUCGUGUUCAAAGCUCCUGGUCAGUUCUCAGGUCAAUACAAUCCAUUCGUCAUGGAGCGUGUUUUUCACACAGCUACUGAUGAAACCACUUGUUUGAGUUGGUCGUCAGAUUCUCGUUUAUUGGCAGUUGGUGCCAAAGAUAUGACUGUGAGAGUUCAUGCGAUGGAAAAAUACUCCAAUUUCCAAAUUACAGCUGUAAGAAAUCAUACAGAUAGCAUUGUUGGUUGUUUCUUUGAAAAGGACACUUAUGACCUAACAACACUGAGUAAAAAUGGUCAAAUGUGCAUUUGGGAAUGCAAUUUGAACCCUGAAGAUUUGAUACCACAAACAAAAACUUCAAAGACAAAAAAGAAAAAAGAAGAGGAAGAAGAAGACAGUAUAGAUGAAGUUAGAGCAAUAGAAAGAUCAGAAUCCGAUAUUGCCAAAGCUCUCAGAAAACGUAAUGAAGAAAGCAAUGAAUUAGAUAACGAUGACAAAGUUAAAACUUCAGAUAAAUUUUUUUAUAAAAAAUUAGACAGACAUUAUUUGGCCGAUGAACCCAGAAAAAACGAUAGAGAAGUGAUAUUAUCGUCAGUAGAUUAUAAUGUAAACAUAAAAAUCUUAAUAGUAGGUUUCUCGAAUGGAUCUUUUUACAUGUACGAAAUGCCUCAUGUAAGUUUAAUAAGUAAUUUCAAUGUAUCCAAUUCAAGAAUAUCUACUAUGUCUUUCAAUGGAACUGGUGACUGGAUUGCUUUAGGGUGUUCCCUAUUAGGAGAGCUUAUCGUUUGGGAAUGGCAGAGUGAAAAUUUCAUACUGAAACAACAAAGUCACGGCACUAGCACAUCGUGUGUCUCCUACUCAUUGGAUGGUAAGUGGAUAGCCAGUGGUGGAGAAGAUGGGCUGAUGAAACUAUGGGACGUUACUUCCGGAUACUGUUACAAGGCCUUCAAUGACCAUUCGAGUGCUGUAUCAGCUAUAGCUUUUUGUGGGAAUAAGAAAUUCAUCGUGACUGCAUCUCUGGAUGGUACUGUGCGAGCAUAUAAUUUGGCAAGCUAUGUCAACUUCAGAACUUUUGCCGGCACCAGACCAGUACAAUUUGCGUGUGUUGCUGUUGAUUGUAGCGGAGAAUUUGUAGCAGCUGGUGCUCAAGACGUUUUUGAAAUACACUUAUGGUCAGUUAAAACAGGCAAACUGGUGGAAAUAUUGAGUGGACAUCAAGGACCAGUUGGCAGUCUGGCCUUCUCCCCUCUCAUAACCAGCACGACACUGGUCUCCACCUCUUGGGAUAAAACGUUGAGGAUUUGGGAAGCUAUCGAGAAAGGUUCAGCUAAUGAGAGCAUUGAAUUGACGUCAGAUGGCAUGUGCAUCGUUUUCAAUCCAAAAGGACACGAAGUAGCUGUGGCCACCUUGAACGGCCAGAUACACUUCUUCGAUGUGAAGACAUCAUCGCAGACGGGUACGAUUGAUGGCAGACUCGAUCUUGGUAGUGGCAGGUCCGAGACUGACUUGAUUACUGCGAAGAAAUCGUUGGAAGCAAAGGCGUUCACAACCUUAUGCUAUUCUGCAGAUGGAGAGUAUAUUUUGGCAGGUGGACAAUCGAAAAACAUCUGUAUUUAUCACAUAAAGGAGAGGUUAUUGGUGAAAAAGAUCGAAAUCACUCAGAAUCGAUCUCUUGAUGCUGUAGAUGAUUUCAUAAACCGUAGAAAAAUGACCGAAUUCGGCAAUUUGGCCCUUGUGGAGGGAAGGGAAGAGAGGGUAGGUGGCCACGUGGCUAUCAAGUUGCCCGGCGUAAGAAAAGGAGAUUUGGCAGCCAGGGUGCACAAGCCGGAAGUGAGGGUUUACUCCCUUCAGUUCUCACCAUCGAGUCAGCAAUGGGCAGCAGCCACCACAGAAGGCAUAUUGAUCUAUUCGCUCAAUAUGGGCAUGGUCUUCGACCCUUGGGACCUACAAAUUGGCAUUACACCGGCUGCUGUGAAAAAAUCUCUCUCGGCGGAGGAGUACUCGCAGGCUUUAACGAUGUCCAUAAGGUUGAACGAGCCCAAAUUGAUCAAUGAGGUGAUUGAGAGUAUCCCCGUUAAAGAUGUUGAUUUGACUGUUGGAAGUUUGAACCUACAAUAUGUAGAAAAGUUGGUGAUUAUAUUAGCCGAACUUAUGGAAAAGUCUAAUCAUUUGGAAUUUUAUUUGGUUUGGACUAAAUCAGUCGUACGAAGGUUACCUGUACAAAAGGACAAAGCAAUACCAGCACUAGUGGCACUUGAAAAAAUUGUUCAGAGAAGAUAUAGAGAAUUGUCUAAAAUUAAUGAUUACAAUGUACAUACAUCGAAGAUAGCACUCAAGUUAAUAGAAUUAGCUGAGAAAAAUUCUAAAGUUCGAGAAGUACCAGAGGAUGCAAGCGACUCAGACUAUGAAGAUUUAAUGGAGGUUGAUUAUUGAACAUGUUCAUUUGUUAGAGUUUCUUGUUGAUUUUCAUCUUUGUGUAUAUAGAAUAUAAAGUCAAUUUUUGUAAAAUAUUUAUAAGGACCUCUUGUGUCGAAUAUAAAAUAAAAACCAUACAUUACA
Molecule: messenger RNA, 2989 nt
Organism: Harmonia axyridis
Lineage: Eukaryota; Metazoa; Arthropoda; Insecta; Coleoptera; Coccinellidae
Product: periodic tryptophan protein 2 homolog
Exons: 14
Coding region: 95-2863 (922 amino acids)
Biological process (GO): ribosomal small subunit assembly; maturation of SSU-rRNA from tricistronic rRNA transcript (SSU-rRNA, 5.8S rRNA, LSU-rRNA)
Cellular component (GO): Pwp2p-containing subcomplex of 90S preribosome; small-subunit processome
Molecular function (GO): protein binding
Source: RefSeq, a predicted model, not a curated record